Oreochromis niloticus (Nile tilapia) is the source of this 1298-nucleotide messenger RNA. Its product is annotated as ras GTPase-activating-like protein IQGAP2. NCBI's taxonomy places the organism in Eukaryota, Metazoa, Chordata, Actinopteri, Cichliformes, Cichlidae. Gene Ontology annotation, molecular function: actin filament binding; calmodulin binding; GTPase activator activity. The transcript is spliced from 8 exons. Gene Ontology annotation, biological process: mitotic actomyosin contractile ring assembly actin filament organization. The coding region runs from base 1 to 1029 and encodes 342 amino acids. The record is from RefSeq and is a predicted model, not a curated record. Gene Ontology annotation, cellular component: cell cortex.
AUGGUACAUGCUCAAGCACACCUCCACAGUAACCGGAAGCACGUGACCUCCACAGUAGCAAUAAGAGCUGUUGACCCAAAUGAUCCAAACAGCGAGAGUGCUCUGAGUCAGCUGGCGAAGACUGAGAUCUCCCUCACUCUAACCAGCAAGUUUGAGCUGCUGGAAGGAGAUGACAGAGACUUAAAGACCCUCAGUACAAAGACAAAAAAGCUGAUUGUGGAUGUGAUUCGGAUCCAACCUGGAGAGACUUUACCUGAAAUUCUUGAGACUCCAGCCACUGCAGCACAGGAGUCAGAGCAUACUAGGAUUGUUGAGCGCAGGGCAGUCCAGGAUGCUCAGACACCAGAGGGUCUGAAGAGCAGCCCAGCACUUUUGGAGGACAUCCAGUUACCGCUCGAGCAGAAGAAGAGGAAGAUUAUCAGGAACCUUCGUAACCUGGAGCAGGCUGGCCUUGCUACUGCAAGUAACAAAUACCAGGACCUCAUCAACGAAAUAUCAAAGUACAUCCGAUACCAAAGGCGCUACAGACAGAGGAGGAAGGCCGAGCUCGUGAAGCUCCAGCAGACUCUGACUGCCCUCAACUCAAAAACAGCCUUCUACCAGGACCAGAUGAACUACUAUGAUGCCUACAUCAAGACUUGCCUGGAUAACCUAAACAGGAAGAAUUCACGCAGAUCUAUAAAACUGGAUGGGAAAGGGGAUGAUAAGGGCAGUAAGAAGUGGAAGCCCCAGUCUCUGAAGUACACUGCAGCCAAACUGCAUGAGAAGGGAGUCAUCCUGGAGGUAGAGGGACUGCAGACAAACCAGUUCAAAAAUGUCAUGUUCGACAUUUCACCCACUGAGGAAGUUGGAGACUUUGAGGUGAAAGCCAAGUUUAUGGGGGUUGAGAUGGAAAAAGUCCAGCUUCAUUUCCAGGAUCUCCUUCAGCUGCAGUAUGAAGGCGUGGCGGUCAUGAAGAUGUUCGACAAAGCCAAAGUGAAUGUCAAUUUACUCAUCUUCCUCCUGAACAAGAAGUUCUACGGAAAAUAAAGGAGAGAAAAAACAGAGUUGGGAGAAACCUGGUUGUGCCUUUGGACUGUACUGAGUUUGCUGAAUAGCACAAAAUGUCACGCGGUGCCGUGGUUUGUUUCUUCUGCCUAUAAUUUGAUGGAUCGCACCAAAAUGAAACUUUAUCGUCCACUUUGUGUACCUAUAUAUUUUUUCUUUCCCACGUGGUGAUUGUAAAUGUAAUGUAUUUUGAAGAAUUAAAUUGUGAUGUUCAUGUUUCUUGUCCAAAAGAGAGAAGUUUGAUGGAAAUA